This is a messenger RNA of Erpetoichthys calabaricus (reedfish), 5107 nucleotides long. Its product is annotated as receptor-type tyrosine-protein phosphatase eta-like. Bases 235 to 4893 code for a protein of 1552 amino acids. The record is from RefSeq and is a predicted model, not a curated record. The transcript is spliced from 23 exons. Lineage: Eukaryota; Metazoa; Chordata; Cladistia; Polypteriformes; Polypteridae. Gene Ontology annotation, molecular function: protein binding.
GUUUGAUGCUUCAGAUCGUCUCACCUGCAGUGAAGCUCGACUGAAAAUCUGGCAGCAGCGGCAGGCACUGGCGCUGUAGUGCUCGUGGGUGUGUUUGCGCGCGCCCGCGCGUGUGCUCGCUUGAUCGCUCGCUCGCGUCUGCAGGUCUCUCACUCUGGCGGUUUUUGGCCCUUUGGGAGUCACGCGGGUGUCGAGCAUCCGUCAAACGAUUCUAUGAGACCUAAAGUUUAAAAUAUGAAACUACAAGGAGUAAACGAAUUCAACAUAUUUGUUGCCAUUUUCUGCGUGCUCACCUUUCAGACUCUUUUUGUUUGUUCUAAGCCUGGCCCAGUUACUUUACCUACUGUUACCAAUGUGACAACAGCUUCUAUAUUUCUCUGCUGGGUCGCACCACUUGGAGGAAAUGUUUCCUAUGGAGUUAAUCUUUCAAACAGUGGACAAACCCGACAACUUCUAACCGAUCAAACUUGCCUUAAUGUCACCAACCUGAACUCUUCAACAUCCUAUUCAUUCACUGUUUUUGCAGUUGCUGGAGAUAAUAUAACAGUUAGCGAUGCUGUAACCAUCACAGCAUUUACAAAGCCUGGCCCAGUUACUUCACCUACUGUUACCAAUGUGACAACAGCUUCAAUAUUUCUCUGCUGGGUCGCACCACUUGGAGGAAAUGUUUCCUAUGGAGUUAAUCUUUCAAACAGUGGACAAACCCAACAACUUCUAACCAAUCAAACUUGCCUUAAUGUCACCAACCUGAACUCUGCAACAUCCUAUUCAUUCACUGUUUUUGCAGUUGCUGGAGAUAAUAUAACAGUUAGCGAUGCUGUAACCAUCACAGCAUUUACAAAGCCUGGCCCAGUUACUUCACCUACUGUUACCAAUGUGACAACAGCUUCAAUAUUUCUCUGCUGGGUCGCACCACUUGGAGGAAAUGUUUCCUAUGGAGUUAAUCUUUCAAACAGUGGACAAACCCAACAACUUCUAACCAAUCAAACUUGCCUUAAUGUCACCAACCUGAACUCUGCAACAUCCUAUUCAUUCACUGUUUUUGCAGUUGCUGGAGAUAAUAUAACAGUUAGCGAUGCUGUAACCAUCACAGCAUUUACAAAGCCUGGCCCAGUUACUUCACCUACUGUUACCAAUGUGACGACAACUUCUAUAUUUCUGUGCUGGGUCGCACCACUUGGUGGAAAUGUUUCCUAUGGAGUUAAUUUUUCAAACAGUGGACAAACCCAGCAACUUCUAACCAAUCACACUUGCAUUAAUGUCACCAACCUGAACUCUGCAACAUCCUAUUCCUUCAUUGUUUUUGUAGUUGCUGGAGAUAAUACAACAGUUAGUGAUUCUACAACCAUCACAGCAUUUACAAAGCCUGGCCCAGUUACUUCACCUACUGUUGCCAAUGUGACAACAACUUCUAUAUUUCUCUGCUGGAUCGCACCACUUGGAGGAAAUGUUUCCUAUGGAGUAAAUUUUUCAAACAGUGGACAAACCCAACAACUUCUAACCAAUCAAACUUGCCUUAAUGUCACCAACCUGAACUCUGCAACAUCCUAUUCCUUCACUGUUUUUGCAGUUGCUGGAGAUAAUACAACAGUUAGUGAUUCUGCAACCAUCACAGCAUUUACAAAGCCUGGCCCAGUUACUUCACCUACUGCUGUCAAUGUGACAACAACUUCUAUAUUUCUCUGCUGGGUCACACCACUUGGAGGAAAUGUUUCCUAUGGAGUUAAUUUUUCAAACAGUGGACAAACCCAACAACUUCUAACCAAUCACACUUGCCUUAAUGUCACCAACCUGAACUCUGCAACAUCCUAUUCCUUCACUGUUUUUGCAGUUGCUGGAGAUAAUACAACAGUUAGUGAUUCUGCAACCAUCACAGCAUUUACAAAGCCUGGCCCAGUUACUUCACCUACUGCUGUCAAUGUGACAACAACUUCUGUAUUUCUCUGCUGGGUCGCACCACUUGGAGGAAAUGUUUCCUAUGGAGUUAAUUUUUCAAACAGUGGACAAACCCAACAACUUCUAACCAAUCACACUUGCCUUAAUGUCACCAACCUGAACUCUGCAACAUCCUAUUCCUUCACUGUUUUUGCAGUUGCUGGAGAUAAUACAACAGUUAGUGAUUCUACAACCAUCACAGCAUUUACAAGGCCUGGACCAGUUACUUCACCUGCUGUUACCAAUGUGACAACAACUUCUAUAUUUCUCUGCUGGGUCGCACCACUUGGAGGAAAUGUUUCCUAUGGAGUUAAUUUUUCAAACAGUGGACAAGCCCAACAACUUCUAACCAAUCAAACUUGCAUUAAUGUGACCAACCUGAACUCUGCAACAUCCUAUUCCUUCACUGUUUUUGCUGUUGCUGGAGAUAAUAUAACAGUUAGUGAUUCUACAACCAUCACAGCAUUUACAAGGCCUGGACCAGUUACUUCACCUAAUGUUACCAAUGUGACAACAACUUCUAUAUUUCUCUGCUGGGUCACACCACUUGGAGGAAAUGUUUCCUAUGGAGUUAAUUUUUCAAACAGUGGACAAGCCCAACAACUUCUAACCAAUCACACUUGCCUUAAUGUCACCAACCUGAACUCUGCAACAUCCUAUUCCUUCACUGUUUUUGCAGUUGCUGGAGAUAAUACAACAGUUAGUGAUUCUACAACCAUCACAGCAUUUACAAAGCCCGGCCCAGUUACUUCACCUACUGUUACCAAUGUGACAACAACUUCUAUAUUUCUGUGCUGGGUCGCACCACUUGGAGGAAAUGUUUCUUAUGGAGUUAAUUUUUCAAACAGUGGACAAACCCAACAACUUCUAACCAAUCACACUUGCAUUAAUGUGACCAACCUGAACUCUACAACAUCCUAUUCCUUCACUGUUUUUGCAGUUGCUGGAGAUAAUACAACAGUUAGUGAUUCUACAACCAUCACAGCAUUUACAAAGCCUGGCCCAGUUACUUCACCUACUGCUGUCAAUGUGACAACAACUUCUAUAUUUCUCUGCUGGGUCGCACCACUUGUAGGAAAUGUUUCCUAUGGAGUUAAUUUUUCAAACAGUGGACAAGCCCAACAACUUCUAACCAAUCACACUUGCCUUAAUGUCACCAACCUGAACUCUGCAACAUCCUAUUCCUUCACUGUUUUUGCAGUUGCUGGAGAUAAUACAACAGUUAGUGAUUCUACAACCAACACAGCAUUUACAAAGCCUGGCACAGUUACUUCGCCUACUGCUGUCAAUGUGACAACAACUUCUAUAUUUCUCUGCUGGGUCGCACCACUUGGAGGAAAUGUUUCCUAUGGAGUUAAUUUUUCAAACAGUGGACGAACCCAACAAAUUCUAACCAAUCACACUUGCAUUAAUGUGACCAACCUGAACUCUGCAACAUCCUAUUCCUUCACUGUUUUUGCAGUUGCUGGAGAUAAUACAACAGUUAGUGAUUCUGCAACCAUCACAGCAUUUACAAAGCCUGGCCCAGUUACUUCACCUACUGUUACCAAUGUGACAACAACUUCUAUAUUUCUCUGCUGGGUCGCACCACUUGGAGGAAAUGUUUCCUAUGGAGUUAAUUUUUCAAACAGUGGACGAACCCAACAACUUCUAACCAAUCACACUUGCCUUAAUGUCACCAACCUGAACUCUGCAACAUCCUAUUCCUUCACUGUUUUUGCAGUUGCUGGAGAUAAUAUAACAGUUAGUGAUUCUACAACCAUCACAGCAUUUACAAAGCCUGGCCCAGUUACUUCACCUACUGCUGUCAGUGUGACACCAACUUCUAUAUUUCUCUGCUGGGUCGCACCACUUGGAGGAAAUGUUUCCUAUGGAGUUAAUUUUUCAAACAGUGGACAAACCCAACAACUUCUAACCAAUCACACUUGCCUUAAUGUCACCAGCCUGAACUCUGCAACAUCCUAUUCCUUCACUGUUUUUGCAGUUGCUGGAGAUAAUAUAACAGUUAGUGAUUCUACAACCAUCACAGCAUUUACAAAACCUGACACAAUCAGAUGGCUUAAUCCCACAGAUGUUACAACAACAUCUAUUUUGCUUUCAUGGACAGCGCCACAAAAAUUCAGUGAUUCAUACAAGAUAAAGAUAAUGAACAAUGGAAUUGUUUUUUUAACAAAAGAAACUUCUCUCAAUGUAACCGAGCUGUUGCCUGGGACUAGCUAUACUUUCAGUAUUGCUGGAAUUGCUGCUGAUAAUAAAACAGAAGGAGACCCAAUUUUCAUCACAGACUGUACAAAUACUGCAGCGGUAAUAAACGCAACUUGUGUUGGACCAAAUUACAAUGCAGUUCUUAAUAUUACAUGGCAACCACCAAGUGUACCAUAUACAAGAGUUUACAUAAACAAUUAUACAGUUUAUUCUCCUGCUACAUCUUAUGUCAUUGGAGGAUUAAACUAUUUCACCACCUACACAAUUACUUUAAUAAAUACUGGAUGUGGAGGAAAUAGUACUCCUGUGGUGUUAAACUGCCAAACAGGAAUCACAAGUCCACCAGAUUUGUCAAAUGUCGUUUUAGUGCUCAUUACACCAAGUACAACUUCUCAGACCAUUACGUUUACCUUCAAACCCUUUAGUAGCUCAAAUGGUCCAGUACUGCACUAUGCAAUCAUAGUAACUUCGAACACAGCUAAUGAAAUUCCUGACAAAUCUGUCCUCAUCAACACCUAUAAUGAUUACACUAAUGGUCAGACUGACACUUACGUGGCAACUAUAAUUGAUGUCAAAAGUGUAAAUCCAGCAGAAUUGUCUGUAGUCAUAGGAGAUGGAAAUGUAUACAACGCUUACGUAAAUGGUCCAUUGGAUUCUACAAAAUCAUACAAGAUUGCAAUUGCAGGAUUUACCGAACUAAACCUUUCAGCUGGAAGCAGAGCAUCAACAGGAGCUCUAAAAUUGACAUUGUGAAUUCUAUUUUUUCAUUCACCCAUUUUUCUGAUAUAAUCAAUAUAAUUUUAAAUCCUGAUAAUUCAGCUGUUAUUGGAGGAGUUGUAGGAGGGAUCUUGGGGGCACUUGUAGUCCUAAUCGUGGCUGCAGUGGCUUUUUUCAUCUACAGAAGGAGAAGGCAAAGCAGAAGCCACCUAUCAUCUAAAAAUGAUGUUGACCCUAUUCCUAUUACCGA